UGUAAUUUCAAUACGAGGGAUGGAUUCAGUAAUCGGGUCAGUUCAAUUAGGGCACGCUUCGAGUAGGUUCUGAAAACGCAAACCAGUAUAUCUAGUCUGCGCUUCAUCCCUGGAGCUUCGGUUCUCUUCUCUUCUCUUUUCCACCAGUGUUCAGCAUCAGAACCCAUCCAUCUUCUAUCCCCUUGUUUAUCGGCGCAUGCCACAGGUUCAACCUAAGUGCUGCUCCGAAUCCACCUUUCUCUGCGCGUAGAUUCUCGUUCGCAAUCUCCGCCACACACUCUUCUCUCCGUUCGGUAACAUUGGCAUCAGAAGAUGUCGGGCGGUUUCUUUCGAGGCACAUCCGCGGAUCAGGACACUCGGUUUUCGAACAAGCAAGCGAAGCUGAUGAAAUCGCAGAAGUUUGCACCGGAAUUGGAGCAUCUGGUGGACAUGACGAAGGUGAAUAUGGAAGUAAUUAAGCCUUGGAUCACCCGAAGGGUAACUGAACUUCUUGGAUUCGAAGAUGAAGUGCUUAUUAACUUCAUACACAGUCUUCUGGAUGCAAAGGAAGUGAAUGGGAAAGAAGUUCAAAUACAAAUUACUGGAUUUAUGGAAAAAAAUACUGGAAAGUUCAUGAAAGAGCUCUGGACACUUCUUCUCAGUGCACAAAAAAAUGCCAGUGGUGUUCCUCAGCAGUUCUUGGAUGCCAAGGAAGAAGAACUCCUGAAGAAGAAGGCCGAAAAUGAUCGGAUAACAAGUGAAGUUCAGAGGAAAAAAGAUAAGGAAGGUAGAGAGCUCAUGGAAGAGAGGCUGAAGAAACUGGACGGUGGAUUUGAUUCCAAGGAUAAUGAUACAGCAUCAGACCCAACCUUGAGGCUCAGGGAUUCUGGUUUCUAUGAUCGUGACGGGAAGGAAACUGACAAGAGGAAUGGUGUUAGAGCAAGGAGCAGGCAUUCUAGGUCCCCACAUUCACCUGCAGUUUCUGCUUCACCUCACCGAGGUUCACCUUCAAGGUCAAUGAGCAAAUCAUUUUCAAAUUCUCGAAGUUAUUCAGGUGGUAGACACAAGUCAAGGAGUGUAUCCAGGUCUACAGAGGCUCGAGGACGCUCUCCUUCUUCUGAAAGGAUUCGCCGAUCUCCACGACGACGAUCUGUUUCUCCUCACAGGCAUUCACCACGUCGUUCUCCUCAUAGGAGAUUGCCUUAUUCAAGGAGAAGAUCUAGAUCCCGCUCAAGUUACAGAUCUCCUUCUCCUGUACGACGUAGAAUGCAUUCUCCAUUCCAUCGAAGUUCGCCUUCUUUCCGUCGACGUAGAUCACCUUCUCCAGUGAGGCGACGUAGAUCACCUUCUCCAGUGAGGCGACGUGGAUCACCUUCUCCAGUGAGGCGGCGAGGAUCACCUUCUCCUGUGAGGCGGCGAGGAUCACCUUCUCCUGUGAGGCGGCGAGGAUCACCUUCUCCAGUGCGACGACGUAGAUCACCUUCUCCAGUGCGACGACGUAGAUCACCUUCUCCAGUGCGACGACGUAGAUCACCUUCUCCAGUACGCCGGCGUAGAUCACCUUCUCCAGUACGCCGGCGUAGAUCACCUUCUCUUGGGCAUCGACAUAGAUCACCUUCACCUAUUGGACGACGGAGGUUGCUUUCACCUAGACGAAGAAGAUCUCCUGUCACUCGGCAUAGGUCACCUUCACCAGGGCGUCGAAUACCACCAACCAAUGUACGACAUAGAUCAGACUCCCCUAUGCAGUCCCCCUCCCCUAUACGACGAAGGUAUGGUAGUAGAACUCCUCCACACUCUCCAUCUCCAUUGCGACGUAGGUCUCCUAUUUCUGGUAAGAGAAGAUCUCCUAGUAUCUCCCCACAAAGGUCUCCUCGAGAUGAUUGGAGUUCUCAGUCUCCUGUACGGCGUGUAUCUCCAUCUCCGAUUAGAAAAGAUUCCCCAAGACACCAAAAAAGUCCUUUGCAGUCUUCUAUGGGGAGAGUCAGAACCCAAGAAAGAUUGUCAUCUGAGGCAAAUCAACCCUCUAGUCCUUUAGGGCCUAUACGAAGAGAUAAAGGUGGCAGAGCUUCUCACUAUAAUUCAAAAGAUUCAAUGUCCACACCUGAGAAGUCUCGAAUUCGAUCUGUAUCUCCAGAAGCAAGGAGUGAGACCAGCAGUGAAGGGAGAAGUCCUCAUGAGAGCCCUGUGAAGCAAAGAAGGGAAAAAUUGACCAAUGAAAGAAGCUUGAGUCCUCUGAAGAAACAAAGAACCCAUAAACCUAGCAUUGACAGCCCAGAGACAAGAGCCGAAGCAGAAGAAACAUACUAUUCCAGAGAAAGCAGAGAUCCUAAAAUGAAUUCAUCACAAAAGAUAUCAAAACAUUCCCCGGUUAGUAUGCGGAAAGGUUCACCUGCAAAAUAUCGUCAUGAGGAUGAGUUUUCUCCUGAAAAGGUGGCAGCUCAUCCAACUUCUGAAUAUCGUCAUUAUGAUAAUAAUGAUGGGAGAAAGACAGGCCGGGAUAUAAAACGUGAUAAAUCUUCUGGAAAGGGCAGUGAAUUUCCUGCUCAACAGAAGACAUCAGCGGACAAAGAAACUUUUUCCCGGGAGAAGCCUCAUGAAUCCUAUGCUGUAGAUAUUAAGAAAUCAGAUGACAAGGACCAAUCCCAUUUUGCCAAAAGUAGUGACCGGCACCACAAAUCUGAAGCCACUCAAGAUCUAGUUGGAAAAAAUGAUCGUGCCAAUCAGAGUGCUUCAUAUGAUUCUGUUUCUGAGGAGAGUGGUAAGCAUAGACGGGAGGGAAAGGAUAGGAGAAAGCAUAAAAGGUCUGAGAAAAAGUAUGCGUCUUCCGACGGAGAUUAUAGUUAUGAUUCUGAGUUAGAGGACAGGAAAGAAGCUAAGAAGAGGAAAAAAGAGGAGAAGAAGCUGCGGAAGGAGGAGAAGCGUCGAAGACGUGAGGAGAGGCGUCGCAGAAGGGAAGAACGGCGUGCAGAGAAGCUGAAAAUGAAGAGUAAAACAGACUAUAUUUCAGAUGAUGAGGAAGCUGAACGAAUGGAUUAUCAUCACAGUGAUAGUGAAGAGACACCAUCUGAGCAAAAGAAGCUUGAGAUUGAAUUACGGAACAAGGCUCUUGAAUCCCUCAAAGCAAAGAGGGGCAUGAAUAACUAAAUGCAUCACUUUCGAGUUUAAGUCAUUUUAUGCUUUAAAAACUUCUUGAGAAAUAUCUUAGUUUGUUUAAGAAACUAGGCUUUAUAAAUGUUAUGUUCAUUAUUUUUGGGUAAAUGUUUGAUGUUAUCUAUCUUUAAUGCUGGCAGCGGAAAGGGAUAAAGCUUUCUGAGCAAAUCUGUUGAGUACAACUCUUUGCAGACAUUGCCCUGUUUUUACUGAUGAAUUUUAUGUCAACUCUAGAUGACCUGGUGAGAAGACCAUGUGCAGAUCUAUAUUUUGAACCUCAAUUCAGGUGGUUCUUCCUCGCUGUAUAUUUUUCAAAACUAACUUUGCAUAUUAGUAGUUGUUCCUGGGCUGUGUUUCCUGGAAUUCUCCAUGUAUUUUUGGGUCCUACAAGGUUGAUGUAGCUGUAUGCUUUGUACAAAUGUGUUGUUGGGGUGCCUACUUUGAUUGUGUGCAAGAGUUUGGCGAUUUUUUUUUCAAGCAUUCUGCUUUAGUGAGGUUUAUUGUGGUUGCUUCGUGUAGAGCAAUUAAUUUUAAUUUCCCUGCUUCGUGGCAAUGUUAAGUUCAUGCAGAGUGUGGUUGUUUGUUGCAUUCAAAGAAAUGCUUGUUUCCAAUUUUCCUUAGUUGCAAUGCAAAUACCUUUAUUUC
Messenger RNA from Cajanus cajan (pigeon pea), 3777 nucleotides. NCBI's taxonomy places the organism in Eukaryota, Viridiplantae, Streptophyta, Magnoliopsida, Fabales, Fabaceae. The record is from RefSeq and is a predicted model, not a curated record.